Molecule: messenger RNA, 1284 nt
Organism: Cannabis sativa
Lineage: Eukaryota; Viridiplantae; Streptophyta; Magnoliopsida; Rosales; Cannabaceae
Product: probable CDP-diacylglycerol--inositol 3-phosphatidyltransferase 2
Exons: 12
Coding region: 296-979 (227 amino acids)
Biological process (GO): phosphatidylinositol biosynthetic process
Cellular component (GO): membrane; Golgi apparatus
Molecular function (GO): CDP-diacylglycerol-inositol 3-phosphatidyltransferase activity
Source: RefSeq, a predicted model, not a curated record
GGUGGGCAUCGGAUAACUUGGUGGGUAAGAAAGUCAAUACAAAUUGCUUAUUGCUUGACUCCUUGUCCUUGUUCUCUUCCUUUACUCUCCUCUCCGUCUACUCGCUUCCAUUUCUCCUUCUCCACUUCAAAAUUCGAAAUCCUCCGCUGCUCUAUCUCCCUAUCUUCCCUCGUUGUCUUUCUCCACACUCGACGGUGCCCACCGGUACUUUUAUCCAGGUUCUCCUUCGAUAGCAAACAAAGGGGUCUGAAGGGGGGUUUUCCAUCUGCUGUUCAAGCUCACAGUUGAAGUUUCAAUGGCCAAAAAAUCUGAUUUAAGACCAACAAUGCUAUCUGUAUACCUUUAUAUUCCCAAUAUCAUUGGAUACAUAAGGGUUCUAAUGAACUGUUUUGCCUUUGCCCAAUGCUUUUCCAACAAAAAGUUAUUCUCCAUCCUUUAUUUUAUUAGCUUUGUGUGUGAUGGCAUAGAUGGUUGGUGUGCUCGCAAAUUCAAUCAAGUUUCUACAUUUGGAGCUGUUUUGGACAUGGUAACAGACAGGAUUAGCACUGCCUGUCUACUUGUAAUUCUUUCCCAAGUGUACCGGCCUGGUUUGGUUUUCCUCUCAUUGCUUGCGUUAGAUAUUGCCAGUCACUGGUUGCAGAUGUACAGUACUUUCUUGUCGGGCAAGGUUAGUCAUAAAGAUGUGAAAGAUAGCACUAAUUGGCUUUUCAAGUUAUAUUACGGAAAUAGGAUGUUUAUGGCAUACUGCUGUGUGGCUUGCGAGGUUCUUUACAUAUUGUUGUUUCUUCUUGCAAAGAACGACUCUGAGAAUUUGAUGAAUGUUUUAGUAAGCUCAGCAAAACAAAAUGCAUUGCUUGCUGCUCUACUUGGGUUGAGUUUAUUUGGAUGGGCGGUCAAGCAAGCUGUUAAUGUUAUACAGUUGAAGACAGCUGCUGAUGUGUGUGUGCUUUAUGACGUUGAGAAGAAGCAUAAGCCCUAAGGCUUAAAAAUUUCUUAUAAAAAUCAAGCUGGGUCCCAUGUUCAUACUCUGUUGCUCACAUGUUAAAUAUCCAUCUUAACAUAGUGUAGAUGGGUUUGAUAUUAGCAAUUAAUUAAUUGUAACAGUAGGUGUACUUUGAUGACAUGUUUCAUCUUUGUUGAAUUUUCUAAUUUACCCCCUUUUUUUUUACCCUCUAUGGGGGUCUGUAAAUUGUGAAUUAACAUAGUCUUGUUACAUUUUGGUUAUGUGUGUGACAGUUUGCAUCAUAAUUUUUUUUACUAAUCAUAAACAGUGACUUUGCAUAA